AUGACUCCAACUAUCGAAUCUGGUGAUGCCAACAGCAAAGUUAAAUUGCGUAUCCGCCGUGUUAAAGCCAAUGGACGUGAACGUGCUCGUAUGCACGGAUUGAACAAUGCUUUGGACGUCCUUCGUCAAUAUGUACCUCUCACUACACAACAUCAGAAGCUGAGCAAGAUUGAAACCUUACGAUUAGCUAGAAACUACAUCUCUGCUCUUCAUCACAUCCUUCAAUCUGGAGCUACCCCAAGCCCCUUGGAAUAUGCUCAACAACUCUCUGUUGGACUCAGCCAAACGACAACUAACAUGCUAGCUAACCUUCUUCAAGUGCAGCCAAGACUUUUGAUCUCUUCUCCCAAUCGUCAAGAACAGUGUCCAACAGCCUAUUCAACCCCAACAGCAACUCCAACUCAUUCGACAUCUCAUCUGCAAUACAUGCCAUAUCAGGUCAACUCACCUCCAUGCUACUAUGAGCCUCAAUCCUGUUCCUCUGAUCCAGGAUAUGAAAAUAGUGUCGGAUAUUCACACGCUAUGUCUUAUUAUCCUCAACAACCAUAA
This is a messenger RNA of Auanema sp. JU1783, 549 nucleotides long. Lineage: Eukaryota; Metazoa; Nematoda; Chromadorea; Rhabditida; Rhabditidae. The record is from the annotation of a GenBank genome assembly.